GGAAAACAAACCCAAGACAGGAUACUUCCUCGCCCUGAAUCAGUUCACUAGUUUGCACCCACUGCUCACCGUCACCCGGCCGUACCUACUUUCAUAGUCCGCUUGCCAGUGUUUUUGCGCGCCGGCGAAUCUUUGCGCUGCGCCCCACAGGGACCGACUUGCUCCCAUCUCCGACCUUGUUUCUUGCUCUGAUUUGAAAUGGGGGGAGCGGACAGCAGCAGACACAACCGAGCAUCGACAGCAGCGCUUUGAACGGGCGAGCCGUCAUGCGUUAGUGCCAGACUGCACUUUGAGAGCGAGAAGAAGCAGCAAGCAGCAGCAGCGCACUCUGGGAAAACAUGAGCGGAGGAGAAAUCGUCUUUCAGGGCUGGCUGAGGAAAUCACCCCCGGAGAAAAAGCUGAGGAGAUAUCGGAAGGAGUCUGCAGUCUUUCAAUGAAGCUGUCAUGGAGGAGCGCUGCUUCUCUUCGCUCAGGGAGAGAUUUCUGUACAGGAAAUACGUUGGGAGGGAGUAAACACCUGCUAGCAGCCCCCCUUCUCCUUCCCCUCACAGCCGCUAAAAUGAACACCAACCACACACAACCACAUGUUUGCUUAAAAAGGCAGACUUUUCUCCUUGGUCUUUUUGAUCAACAGAAAACACCAGAUCAGGCGUCCAGCUGUUGACUGUUACUAUUGCAACACUUUUACCUCUGCACAGCAUGGAAGAAGCGCUGGUUUAUACUUCGGAGCGGCCGAAUGAGCGGUGACCCUGAUGUUCUCGAGUACUACAAGAACGACCACUCAAAGAAGCCUAUACGGGUCAUUGACCUGCACUGCUGUGAGCAGGUGGACGCUGGCCUGACCUUCAAGAGGAAGGAGUUUCAGGACAGCUUUGUUUUCGACAUCAAGACAUCAGAUCGCACUUUUUAUCUUGUCGCAGAGACAGAAGAGGAGAUGAACAAGUGGGUCCGCUCAAUCUGCCAGCUAUGUGGUUUUAACCAGUCGGAAGACACUCAUGAGAGUAGAUUACACCAUAUGCCUCGAUCUGUUGGAGCAGAUGUCACCGGUUCGAUGGCUCCUGUGAGUGGAGAACGGAAGUCGUCGGCACCCGUCCACUCCAGCCAGCCGGUGCUCUUCACCUUCGACGUGCCAGUGCGCCACUCACUCCACGGCUCCCUGUCCAACAGUGCUCCUCAGGACUACCUCCUCCUCCACCAGUGCAUGAGCAGGAAGACCGAGAGUGCACGGAGUGCCAGUUUCUCCCAAUCCACACGAAGCAAUAUGUUUCUCGGGAGUGACUCUCCUGUGCAGAAAGUUUCCUAUGGCUUUUCAAACUGUCUAAACGGCACGGGCACUCAGCUGCACGGAUUUUACAGCCUUCCCAAACCUGGAAAACAUCAGCUGUCCGUGCACGAUGAUUCCUCACAGGAGGCCUGUUACGUCCUUCCACGGGGUUACAGCUCUGAGGCUCCACCUUACAGCAGCCUCGGCAAUCCUGACUUUGAGAACGAAGAGGUGUAUACCUUCAAAACCCCCUGCAACACCCUCGCCAUGAUGCAUGGCAACGAGAGGUCACCGGACAAUUAUGACUUUCCCACCACACCUGGCUCCUUCUAUCAGAUUCCACGGACAUUUGACAAGAACCACAACUCCCUGACGCCCUCCAGCUCCGAAUCCUCCUGCGCUCCUCCACCUAGGCCCCCUAAACCUAACCAGGGGUCUGAGGGCAACUGGGGGAGUCCGCAGUCAGCUGGGAGUCAAAAUGGAGAAAUAACGUCUGCAGUGUCGACCCUCCCACGCAGGAACACUCUCCCUGCUGUUGAAAAUAUCAGGCUGCACAGAGGCUCCUCCUUUGAAAUCAACAACCAUCGCAUGUUCCACUUCAACAACAUAGGCCAGUCUGUGGAGUCUGUUAAUGAUGGUUUCAGCUCAUACCUGAGAAGCCAGACUCCUUUGACUCGCUCGGAUAGCGGUAAUUCAGAUGACAACUAUGUUCCCAUGAAUCCUGGCUCCUCGCCGCUCAGCGCUGCCCAAGCUGACAGUCCUAAGAAUGUCUACAUUCCUAUGAGUCCUGGACCGCAUCACUUUGAUUUUCCAGGGUUCUCUGCAACAUUACCUGCCCGAAAGGGAAGCAGUGCAUCCUUGUGUCACAAGCCCAGUCGUCUGAGUGAUGUUACACCUCCUCCCAUCAACCGCAACCUUAAACCUAACAGGAAAUCAAAGCCACCACCUAUUGAUUUAAAGAACAAUGGGAUCAUAGAUGAGCUUCCGUAUAAGAGCCCUGUCACCAUGUCCUGGACACGGCCUAUGCAUGAGAUGAACUCCUCCCACCACUGUCGACCCAUUUCCACGCAAAGCAUCACCAGCACAGACUCUGGAGACAGCGAGGAGAAUUAUGUGGCUAUGCAGAAUCCAGCAUCUACCUCCCCAGCCUUGAGUGGCACCAGCAGCCCAGCCCCUCGGAAGUCUGGGAACGUGGACUACUUGGCAUUGGAUUUCCAGCCCGGCUCACCCAGCCCACACAGAAAACCCUCCACAUCGUCUGUCACAUCUGAUGAGAAGGUGGACUACGUGCAAGUGGAUAAAGAAAAGACACAGGCGCUUCAAAACACAAUGCAGGAGUGGACUGACGUGCGGCAGUCAGCUGAACCUGUCAAGGGGGUCAAAUCCUGACACUGACUUGGAACAAAAAAACAAAGAACUAAAAUGCAUCGUUAAGUCAAGGAUCUCCAGGAUUACGCUUGGAUUUACUACCCUAAAUAGCAUUUUGGACUUGUUUAAGACUUUAAUUUUGGGGCAAAAAGCCAUAAUUAUCCUAUGCGUGUUCUCUCUGUGAUUACUACUGCAGUGCACUGCUAGCAUGCAGGAUAUCAAACCAUGCAGGUAAAAGAGAGCUGCCAAAGCUUCAAAUACAGACUAUUAGAGUGUAUAAAAAAUAUCAUACUCACUAUCACUCCAGUCUUCUUGAAUAUAUUAUAUAAUUAAACCUGUCCCACCAUUCCUCAGCAGAUAUCCAUUUUGGUUGCAUCCAGAUGGUAAUUUGCUCUGAGCAGCAGCACUGGCUAACUGGCCUAUAACUAUUUUAAUAUACUGUGACAGUACGUAUACAGGUCUCAGGAAUGACGAGAUGCUCUCCAAUUUGGGCACAAUUUCUCUUUUUUUCCACUUCAAUCUGUCAUUUGUGCUGAGUCUUGCAGUUGCAUCAGGAUGAAGAUUAUUUUCACUGCAGGCACUCAUUUCAUCUUAGAAGUCCAUGUCUAGCAGCAGGAAAGGGGAGACAGGAAUAUAGCCAUUCAAAUAUGCAAAGGACCCAUGUCAAGAUUGCCUAAUGAUAACUGCACGUGUGUUGCCUCAGUUUCAGUUAGGUAGGAAUCUAAACCGGAUUUAGAAGCUGUCAGGCUCAAGAUGGCAGUCCAAUUACUUUCAUGUUGCUACCAAGUUACUAGAUGAACAGUCACGAAAAUAAGACGAAGAAAAGAGUUGUUGUUUUUUUACCUCCUUUCACUUUAAAGGGCAUAUAUAAUCAUUUUUUUAGCUUUUCUUUUUCAAUGGUGUUGAGGCAUGUAGCUCACGUUAGUCAAAGUCAUUUCCAUGACCAAAAUCAAUUUGUAAGAAAGAAAACCAGCCAGCCGUGAACACAUCCAGGAGACUGAUGACAUCUACCAAACAAAUGUAGAUAUAGCAGAUUCUCCGGCUCAUAUUUAAAUUCAUUAAGUAAAAAUGUAUAUAGUAACAUAUCGAGUGACAAGGAGGUCAGGAGAAACGUUGCCUGAGAGCAGUAGAGCAGAGAGCUAACAAACCAGCACCAUAUAAAGAGAUUAAAAAAACUGUAUUUCAAAAGUCAAAAGUUAUGGCACUGGAUUCAGAUAGAUUCAAUAUCUUCUCUGGUUCUGACCAGCAUUGUUACUCAAAUGUUCUCAAGCAUGUAUUGGCACAUAGGCUAAUGUAGUGGUUGUGCCAGUCUCACUUCUCUCCCAAAAUCAGUCUGUUUUUUAGUUGUGAAGGUUUAACUGCACCACCUAGCUGGAAGGUAAAAAAAAUAAUAUACAAACAGACUGCAACUGUAAUCAAACAUUUUCUUUGUCAUUUUUCUUACAAAGAAAAAUCAAGUCACACCUUAAGCUAAUUAUUGAACAUAAACACACAAGAAGGUCAUCUGUAAAGUAUCCGUUUUGAUUUAGCCCAAUCUGUGGAAUUCAGAAGGCAGAUUGCACAGACAGGAUGCACACAAAAAGUAAAAACGGCUGUAAAAGAAAGCAUUAUCUUAGUUGAAGAUGUUUAUGCUUACAAACAACAGCUGUAGUUGCCUUGGUGGUCUAGGUAUUGACUCCCUGCUCAAGCCAUCUGUCAUGGCAAAGACAUGAACUGUGAUGUGUCCUCAUUCCUAAACUUUGGGUUGUCCCUUUCCUUAAAUCCAAGAUUCUGAAUAUUUCAGACUGAGGAAAAAAUCUGUGUUCUUCAUCUCUUGACUGCUAAGGAGCUCACCCAAAUUACCUGAGUAGAUUAUCUUGGUAGCAAAAGUGUUCACUUCAUUUGAACUUUUUUUAAAUGAAGAAAACAAUCUGCAUCCUAUUAACAACAGUAGUCAGUCACGGCAGACGGGUAAUCAUCCAUAUAUGGUACUCACUUCUCUCUUUUCAAGAGCGACCUGGCUACAAAGACUUUUAUCUUGUCAAAAAGUGCUAUUAAAAUUACUUCUCUGCUUUGAACAAUUGAAGGCCAAUUACAAAUUAUUUAUGAUUGUUAUUCGCACCAUUUAUUGGGUAUGCGGCUAUAAAAGGUGAAUUUGCCCUUUAAAGAAUUUUCAAAUAUAGUUUCAUGUAACUGUGUACUGACUCCGAAACCUUAGUAGACGGUAGUAAAAUAAAAGCAAAAAGUGCUGCUUUACAUAAGGUUAGUAGAUGAACAGUAGCAUUGGUCAAGCAUUCACUGCAUUGUUCUCAGGCUUAGCAUUUCCCGCACUACAUCUCUGAACGUUAAUUAUAUGUAAAUUAUUGACAUAAUGACAUAUUUAAGUGCAUCUUGCUGACUGUUUGAAAUUCGUUGCACUUGUCUGGUACAAGAAAAUGUGCUACAUUCAUUAAUUAACACAGGAACUCAUCAGUAAUGAUAUUUGCAUUAAAUAGAGAAGUGCAUUUGAAAUACUUAAGUGUUUCUCUAAUUUGCCUUAUAUUUUCUAUUUAGUUAAAAAUUUAGAUCCUGCUUUGGAGGAGUUUGAUUAUUAAUUUUGUUCAAACAAGGUCCACGUUGUAUUUAGAACAACUUAGUGAUCAGUUUCUAACUGAAAUGAUGUCCAGUAUUUCAUUGUGGGCUGGAACCACUUAAGAAUAGUACAGCCAUGCAGUGCUGGAAGGUGUUAUCGAUUAUUAUUUACUUCUAAUGUUUUUCUACACUUUUUACAUUUUUUCCAAAUCUUUUUAAUCAUUUUUAUUGUUAUCAAUUAAUGUAACCAAGUGUUAUAUAAAAACAGAGACGAUCAGGCUAAAUUUAGCAAAAAAUACAUUGUAGGUUGUAUGUAAUUCAGCUUUGAAUUCUCAGAUAGGCUUUUUAAGAACCACUCAUACAUUUGUAAUGGCUGGCUGUUGACACCAGGCUGAUAACCAUUCCCAGAUGAACUGUGAUUUACAAAGAGGGGAGAAAAGAUUGAAGAAAAGCUUGUCUACCUGUCAGUCUCUGAAGUGAACUGGAGGUGUAAUUUAUUAUCAGGAGAUACUCGCUACGUGCAGGGGAGCUGUGUACGUGUUGUGAUAGAUUGUAAGCUGAGUUAUAUUCAGUGACAGCUUGGCAGGCUGAGACUGAAAACAACACUCAGAUCUACCAUCAGACCAAUAACGUACCGUACUGAUAAAGGUCUUUUGUUUUAAACCACUGUUAUUGCUACUACUGUAAAGCAUUUCCAGACUGCUUGUGUGUUAACUUAUUAAUUUAUUGUGUGUGUUGCAUUUAAAAAUUGUAAAAAAAGAAAAAAAGAAGAAAAACGUGAGGAAAAUUUCUCUGUACUAACAAUGUAUAUCUUCACUUUUUUAUUUUUUGAAGAGUUUGAGAUGUUAUGCAAGUGUGAUUGCGUUGUGGUACAGUUAAUUUGGGAUACACAAGUAUACCUUGUGAUUCCAAUAUUAUGGUAGACUUAAACUGUGGAAAUAGAAUAAAUCAAGGAGUUAAACGCUG
Messenger RNA from Girardinichthys multiradiatus, 6148 nucleotides. RefSeq names its product GRB2-associated binding protein 2 (gene gab2). NCBI's taxonomy places the organism in Eukaryota, Metazoa, Chordata, Actinopteri, Cyprinodontiformes, Goodeidae. The transcript is spliced from 11 exons. The coding region runs from base 737 to 2653 and encodes 638 amino acids. The record is from RefSeq and is a predicted model, not a curated record.